AUGAAUGCUGCUAUGUACAAGCAAAUAUUAACCCAAAAUUUUAUACAAUCAGUAUUAGAAAUAGGUCUUGAGGAAUUUGUUUUUAUGCAUGACAAUGAUCCAAAGCAUACUUCAAGGCUUAUUUCUAACUGGUUGGAUAAAAAAGAAAUAAAAAUUUUAGACUAUCCUCCUCAGAGUCCAAUUAUGAACCAUAUUGAGGCAGUAUGGGCCUUGGUAAAAUUAAAAUUAGGUAAAUUAAAAAGAAAUGAAUUAAAAGAAAAGAUGAGUGAGAUUUGGUAUUCAAUACUUAAUGAACUGAUUCAGAAUUAUGUUAUUAGCUUUCAUAAAAGAUGUUUAGCAGUUUUUAAUGUAAAAGGAAAUAGCACUAAAUAUUAA
Messenger RNA from Hepatospora eriocheir, 375 nucleotides. The record is from the annotation of a GenBank genome assembly. NCBI's taxonomy places the organism in Eukaryota, Fungi, Microsporidia, Hepatosporidae.